Molecule: messenger RNA, 2146 nt
Organism: Bombus pyrosoma
Lineage: Eukaryota; Metazoa; Arthropoda; Insecta; Hymenoptera; Apidae
Product: PSME3-interacting protein
Exons: 6
Coding region: 646-1440 (264 amino acids)
Cellular component (GO): nucleus
Source: RefSeq, a predicted model, not a curated record
AAUGUUGGAAUACCUAAGUACGAGCAGCUAAUUUGCAGUGUUUCAAGCUCGAGCGUCGUUUUCGUGACAUAAGUUGAUAGGAUAAUAUAAAACGUUGUUCAAUCCGGUUUUGAUUGUAUAAAUAAGAGAUCUAUUUAUAAGAAAAUAUUCAACGUAUAUAACUCUGUAAUUUUAUAAUUGUUCAAGUUUAAAUCUAGAACUUAACCUACAUAUCUUUUAGAAAAUAUUAAAUAUGUAUUUAUCUUUAAUCACGAAUUUUGAACAUUAUUAAUUUUAUCUAUACACUAAGAAUAUUUUAACUAAAUGAAAAAAUCGUUAACAUUUCGUAACAACUUGUUGCUAAUUAACAAAUUUGAAAAAAGGAAAUUUUUCGUGUUUAAAAUUUAGAGUGCCAAAUAUUCCUAGAAAAAUGUUAAUGUUUUAAGUCACUUAAUCUAAUGUUUAAAAUUCUUAAUUUAAAGUACUGAAUAUCAAAGCCUUCAAAAAAUUGUAUUAAAGAAAUUUUAUUUUAACAUUUACGUUAUAAUAAGGAGUGGAUAACUAAUUAUAAAUGUUGAAUGUUUAUAAAAACUUUAGAAGCACUGAAAAUAUAUAGUUCUUGUGCUAUUACUCUGUCAAAGUUUAGUAUACAUAAGAGUGAUCAUUAUGAGUUCAGGAUUUAUAUCAGAAGCUGAAAUUGCAGAACAGCGAAGAAUACGACAAGAAGAAUGGGAACGUGUACGAACUGCAGACCAACCAUUAGAAGCUCCAGAAGAAACAUAUGAUACAAGAUCUUUAUAUGAACGAUUACAAGAACAAAAAAAUAAAAGAGAUGCAGAAUAUGAGGAAGCACAUAAGUUGAAAAAUAUGAUAAAAGGUUUAGAUGAUGAUGAAGUAGAAUUUUUGGAUUUGGUGGAUAGAACAAAAUUAGAAGAAGAGCGUAAAAAAAAUCUUGAAGAAGAAAAAGAAAUGCGAGAUUUCAAAGCUGCUGUUGCUUCAUUACAAGAAAAAUCCUUAAAUGAAAAAUUAAAACAAGAAUUAAAGAAUCCUCAAAUUGUAAAUAAAAAUAUUUCUUCUGGAAGUCGUACUUCGCAAUUAAAAUUAUUAGCUGGUGUUGUAGUUAAACGUCCUGAAAAACAAAAAGAAGAUCUUGCACGGGGUGUUAAAAGAAAGUCAUGUGAUGAAGGCAAAGACACAUCAAAGAAAGAAGAUUGUGAACUAAAUGAACAAAUAAUAGCUGAAUGCAAACCUGCAUUCAAAACUGAUACUUUAGAACAUAAAAAUAUAACAAAUGCAACAGGCAUGAAGUGCAUUGGAAUUUUACCUGGCCUUGGCACUUACGAAGAUUCUAGUGAUAGUGAAUGUAGUUCAGAUACAGAUGAAGAUCCGGAACCAAAUCAUUCCAAAUACGAUCUGUUAGGUCGAAAAAUAAAAAUUUUAAAAGAUAAAGAAAAAAGCUGAAUGCAAAGUAUUUACAAUCGCCUUUUUAUUCAUAGGUAACAAUCAUUUUAUUUUGCAAUUUAUUGUAAUUGUACAAUAUAAAUAUAUUUUUUGCAAUAAUUUUGCUGCAUAUUUUACUUUCACUUUCACUCUGUUCUGAUUUCAUAUAUUAUGCAAUCUGACAUCAUUGCAUUAUUGCAAUCUUUUAAAAAAUAUAUUAUAUUGUAUAACAGACUUGUUUCCUUUUCAUCACUUAUUGUAAACAUCUUAAAAUUUUUUUGCAAUUAUUCCUUCAUCAAUUCAUAAUUGUGAAAAUAGAAAAAUACCUACUAUACAUUUAAUAGCAAUUAUUCUUCGAAUUACUUUAUUAUUACUCUUUAAAAACAUUCAUUUAAAUGUUAUAUUCAUUAGGUAAUUUGAUUAUAAACUAUGUGACAAUUUCUUUCACUUAAAAUAUUUUGAAAAUGUAUUAUGUACAAUUAUAAUACCUUGAAACAAUCACAUCAUGGCAGUACUCACUAUAUUAAAAAAACCAUUUUUAUUAAAUAUAUUGUCGUGAAAAUUUAUGCAUAAACUGUAUUAUAUUGUAACAUACAUUAUAUACAUAAAAUAACUAGAAAAUAUCAGUACAUAUUAUUUAUGUCGAAAUAUGUUUAAAAAACAAUAUUUAUGUUAUAUUCCCUCCUUUUUUAAGUGAUAUGGAAGAAUAAAAUGAUUCUAGUACAGU